AUGGAACUUCAGCCAAAAGAUCAAAGUGAAUGGAAGACCAUUUCAUACGUGCAGAUAGUUAUCUAUGUUUUGACUACAGCUCUGAUAAUAUUCCUACUUAUACAGAAGGGAACUGCAAGAGCUAGGGGAGUGUUAAUCAAGCAGUCAUUUAUCUUUAUAACUAUAUUCAAUGUGGUCAAGAUCGGUGGGGCAAUUUGCAUGAUUGUGUUUUUCCACCAAACAAAAGCCAGCGAAGGAUUAACAAUUGCUACAUAUAUCUUGAACAAUGCAAGUUUGGGUUUUUUGAUGAAGGCUGUAAUGCCAAUUGCAACUCGUGUAUGCUUUGACGAGAUCAACGGGAUUAGAGAAGCUGAGAUGAAGCUGAAGGAAGGAAAACCAAGGGAUACUCCUCAGCAAAAUAGAAUAGCCCUUUUCAUGGGUUUGUUAGUUACCGCUGGUGUUAUAACCACAGUUGCUGGAAGUAUUACCAUGACCGAUGAUAUCAAUACCGCAGAAGCUUUGUUUAAAGCUAGUGGCCUUAUAUUCUUAGCAGCCAUUGCAACGAUGACAGCUGUUGUCUUACUCAGUUUGCAAAAAAGAAACGAAUAUGGUCUGGUAAACAAAUUUUUGUUGGUUUGCUCAGCUUUUCUUUUGAUUCGGUGUAUUUACAGUGUUGUUUCCGCAUUUGCAGGAAUGGAUAUAUUCUCAAACCCAAGCAAGUAUGUUUUUCUUUUCGGGGACUACCAAUACUAUUGUUUCUUAGCAUUUAUUGAAGAAAUUUUAACAAACUUCACGAUACUUUUAACAACGUACUAUCUUGCCCACAAGAUUAUUGACGUAUGA
Molecule: messenger RNA, 822 nt
Organism: Priceomyces carsonii
Lineage: Eukaryota; Fungi; Ascomycota; Pichiomycetes; Serinales; Debaryomycetaceae
Exons: 1
Coding region: 1-822 (273 amino acids)
Source: RefSeq, a predicted model, not a curated record